Messenger RNA from Astrephomene gubernaculifera, 3254 nucleotides. NCBI's taxonomy places the organism in Eukaryota, Viridiplantae, Chlorophyta, Chlorophyceae, Chlamydomonadales, Astrephomenaceae. The record is from the annotation of a GenBank genome assembly.
CUGCGCAGUCGGGGGCUGCGGGGCGGCAGGUGGCGGCGCUGACCAGGAGGGUGGAGGCGCUGAGGGACAGGCUGCAGGGGCAGGAAAAGGAGUUGGAUCAACAUCAGCAGCAGCAGCAACACCAGCAGCCGCCGCGGCAAGGGCGAUCUGGUCAGCAGCCACCGCUAACAGCGCAUCAAGCCUCGGAGGCUACGGCUGCUUCUGCUUCUGACGCUCCCGCGUACGGGAACCAUGAUGCUGGAGCUACUCUCCUUGGCUCCCAACAGAAUCCUUCUGCCGUAUCGUCAGCAGCAGCAGCAGCAGCUGGGUCGCUGUCGUCGUCAAGGCCACCGUCGCUGUCGCCGUCGCCACAGCGGCAGCAGCGGGUGGGCGAGACAGCGCCGCCGCUGCGUCCCGGUUGGCCGGAGCGGUUCAUUAACGGCCGGCAGCAGCAGCAGCAGCCAAAAGCGCAGAUGCAGCCGCCGCAGCAGACUCCUGCCAUCAAGGCCACCAUGCAAAUAACGCAACAUGACCCCCACACUCCUGCUGCUACUGCUACAUCCUCUGUGUCUUCUUCCGCAUUCUCAUCCACGUCAUCCUCAGCAAAACCAGCAAUGCAGCAAAGAGCGCUGCCGCCGUCUCCCUGGGAUAACAGCACCACUGCCCCGCCUACCGGCCACAGCAGCAGCAGCAGCAGCAACGGUAAUGGCAACGGCACGCAUGGUAGCAACAACCACCGGAACGGCGUCAGCAGCAGCUUCCGCUCUGCCAACAAAAGCACCAGCAGCAGUACCGUUGCCAGCAGUAACAGUAGCUCUGUAGGCGUAAUUAACACAGCAUCCACGGCUCAUGCUGCUGCUGCUGCCUCCGCUAUCGGCCCCCAGAUCGCUUUCUCCCCACCGCCUGACCCAUGGGUGAAGCCAGCAUUGCCGGUGACAUCCACAUCCGCGCCAAGGCCAGCAGCAGCAGCAGUAUCACCCCUGCUGUACCGACAGAACGCGUCCAGCACAUCACAAACAUCAUCAUCAUCAUCAUCAUCAUCAUUACCUUCCCAACCCUCCACCCAGCCAUCCAUACAAGCCUCCUCCUCCGCCGUCCAGCGUUCGUCCUGCUCAGCCACACAUAUCAGCAGCAGCAAAAGCAGCAAUGGUGCUGCUUUCCAAACCGCUGACGGUGCUGCCGACGGUGCCGACGCUGCACUGGGGCCGGCUGCUGCUGCUGCACAGGCAUCCGUAAACAAGAGCAGUAGGUUUGGUGCUGCUGAUGAUGACAGCAGUCACAUUUCCGUACGGAAAGAGGACAGCAACAGCGGUAGCCAUACCGGCAGCGGUGCCGGGGUUGUGUCGGUUUGGACUCGUAUCUUAGCAGCGGCUGCCCAAAGCGGUAACGGCAGCAGCAGCAGCAACAGUGGUGCAGCAUCAAUCGCAGCCAGCAGAAUCGGAGCUGGGACGGCCGCAGCCGACUGCAGCAGGCCUCCCGACCUGCUCCAAGGGCAGUUGCAGCCGCUUGUCUUCAGCAGCAGCAACAUCAGGGUGAUGAGGGCAGCGGAGAGCUCUGCCGCGGAGUCAUCACCAUCAACGUCGCCAGCAGAAGCAGCAGAAUCAGAAACAGAAGCAGAAGAAGGAGCGGAAGUGGCAGCAACGGAUGUACCAGAACCAUCUUCACCCCAGCAGCAAACCUCAUCCCAAAUGCUUCAGCCGGCGCCAAAGCAGCAGCAACAGCAACAGCCAGCGCAGCAGCCCUCCCCCGUCCAACAAGAUCAUCGGACGGGCUGGCGGCAGCGCUCAGCUCCAACGACCCGUGGGUCAUCGCCGCCCGCCGCUGCUGCUGCGAUGGCUGCUGCCGCCGGCGCCUCCGCAGCCGCCAAGCGCGCAGCGGCGGCUGCCUCCGUUGCUGCCAGCCAAGCGAGGGAGAAACCCAGGAGCUUCGAGGUAGGGCCGAUAUCGGAGUGGGGCCGGCCAAGGGAUGCCAAGUCAACAGACAGCGACCCGCGGAACGCUCAAAGCGGCGGCAGGAGCCCCUCACCCAAAGGCGCACAGCAGCAGGAUAGCAUGAAGACCGGGAGCAACAACAACAACAACAGCGAUGAGGAAGCUUCUUUUGAUCAGCAGGACUCGUCUUCUCCUUCAUCACCCACCACCGCCACCCGAACUCCCUCCAUCAAUGCCGCCGCUGCCUCUGAUGGCAGCAGCAACAGCAGCAGCAGUAGCAGCAGCAGUAGCAGCACCAGCACCAGCAGCAGCGAUGGCCUCUCCACGACAAGGGGUACCUUCUUCUCCAAUGAUGAGCUGGGUGCGGAGAUUGCCGCCAUCGCACAGUCCAUCGUGCAGCGAACCGUUGGUGCAGCUGUUGCUGGAAGUGCGGUGACGGGUGGUGAUCAGGGUGUUGAUCAUGGCGACACUGCUGCUGUGGCUCCUGCUGCUGCUGCAAGUACUGCAGUCAGCAGCAGUAGCAGCACCAAGGCGUCCCCGGGGACCUCCAACGGCUCCAAGAAAGAAGGUUCAGAAUCAGCAACAGCGCUUUCUCAGCUGCAGCCAGGAAGUGAGGAGGGUAGUGGCACAGGAAUGGCAGCAACCAGCGCCGCCAGCGCCUCCACCAGCUCCGCAGGGGCUGCUGCGGCCUCCGGCACCGCCGGGUGCCGGGUGGCGUUGGUGGCAGCAGCGCACUGCAUUCCCCAGCUUGGGAAGAACGCCAAAAGCUCCGAAGACGCGUUCUUCAUCCUGACGCCCCCUCAGAGCAGCAGCGGCGGGCUCGCACCCUCCCUCAGCGCGCUGGGUGUAGCGGACGGCGUGGGCGGUUGGGCGGAGGCGAAUGUUGACCCGGGGCAGUACAGUCGGGAGAUCAUGGCGGCUGUGGCGCGGGCGGCGGCGGCACGGCGGCACGCGGGCGAGCCGGCGGACCCCCGGCAGUUGCUGGCGGAGGCGCAGGCCGCGGUGCGCAGCAUCGGCAGCUGCACCGCCUGUGUCGCCAUCAUGACACCGCAUGCAGCAACAGCAGCAGGGGCAGGGGGGCAGGCCGCUGCUGGAGGUGGUGGUGGGUUGCUUUCCAUUGCUAACCUGGGCGACAGCGGCGUGCGUGUGGUUCGCCGCGGCUCGUUGGUUCUGUCCAGCAGUCCGCAGGAGCACCAGUUCAACAUGCCCUACCAGAUCGCGCACCCAGGCAACCUGCCGGACACCGACACGGCGCAGGACGCGCAGGUGUACCAGAUCAGCGUCUGGCCCGGUGACGUCAUCAUUCUUGCAACCGACGGGCUGUACGACAACAUGUGGGACGAG